GGUCUCCUUGAUGAGCUCAGAACCUAUGAGCACGAGCUGAAGAAGAAGAAGGAAGAACAAGUCACUCCCUUCCCCACGGCACUGAUGACAACUCCCAGAGUCCCAUCAAGUGAAGGGACAUGCCCAAGAAGCUGUGACACACCUUCCUCCAGCCAGCCGUCAAGCUCAAAAAUGGAGAACUACGAUGAGGAAUUUGCCCUGAUGGUCAAGCAAUUCCGGAAGUUCAAGAAGUUCUUCAAGAAGGCUGACUCAGUCAGAAGGCCAACCAAGGGAAAGCCACAAGUAAGUGACUCCCCUCCUGAAUCUUACUUGUGUUAUAACUGCAGGAAGCCUGGCCACUGGAAGUCAGCAUGCCCGUACCCAAAGGUGGAGAAGUACGGAGAAAGAGAAAGGAACGAGAAGAAAAAGAAGGCAAUGAUUGCUGCGGAAAGUGAUGAGUCAUCCAGCUCAAGCUCAGAUGAAGAUGCCCUCGUCUGCAUGGAGCGCAGAGUUGAAAAGUCCAACCAAGAGGAUAGGUGGACUAUGUCAGAAGAUGACACUCUCUGCCUAAUGGCCAAAGAUGAUGCUGAUCAAGAGGUAACUUCACAAACCUCCUGCUCAUCUUCUUAUGAAAGUAUACAAACUUCUGAAAAUCUUUUUGACCAAUUCAAAAAGAUGAUGGUAGAUUUUGAGGAAAUAAAUCUCAAACAUUCCUCCUUAACAGAGGAGAACAAACUAUUGAGUGAAGAGAAUCUCAAGUUGACUGAAGGUCGGAAAAGUCAACUGAAUGAGAUCACUCAACUCAAAACUGAAAAUGAAUCUCUCUCUGAAAAGGUGAAAUCCCUUAACAAAGAACUAUGGACACUUAAGUCCAAAGAAGCAGUGGAUAAGCUUCUUGAAACGACCAAACAUAAGGGUCGUGAAGGACUUGGGUUUGACCCCUCCAGUUCCAAAAGAAAAGGGAGAACAACCUUCAUCCCUCCUAAACCUACUGCUAAAACAAAUAAGCAGAAAGGAAAGGAAAAGGAGAAACCAACAGAAGUUCCCAAAAAGGUUGUCGGAGCAAAUGUUCAUUUCCAGAAGUUAGAGGCCAAGUGCUCUUCAUCGACAUUCUUUCAAAGCUAUAUGGAGAUGAUAGGCGCUCAAGAACUCUCCGAAUUUCUUCAAAUGGAGAUUCGCCUCAAAUUCGAGGAAGAAGUUCUUGAAUUCUACAGGAAUGGAGAAGUCAAGACUGCUCAUUCAAAGAAGGACCCACAGAGGACGUUUCCAGUUAUCAAGUCCACUGUAGGGGGUACAAAGGUGAAGCUUUCGCAGAAGAAAUUGGGAGAAAAGCUUCGCCUUCCCAAUUCUGGAGUUGAAGUUGGGAAAUUUCCAGUCAAAAAUCUGGACUGGAACAUCAUUGGAAUCUCUGGGCAAAUUCCUUCUGGCCUAGCAAAGAAAGCAGAUCUCAACAAUGAUUACAAGCUGAUUUUGGAACUGGUCAUCGCCUGCCUCGAAUGUGGAAGUGGAGGUCACGCCGAUGACAUCACCCAGAAGAGAGCCUUCAUCAUCAACGCUCUCAUUACCAAAACUAAGGUAAACUGGGCUGCACACUUUUUCAAUUCCAUCUCAAAGCAUUUGGGAAAGCCCAACCAGAAAUAUCUCUGUCAAGGAUUAUACCUUGGACAUAUUUUGGAGUCUAUGGGUAUUGCUUCUAAAGAAAAGAAGUAUGGAGAAAGAUACUGGUUAUACUAUCUGUCUUCAAAAGGGGAAAACAGAGCUGGUACUACUGUCACUGCAGAAGAAAGCUCUUCAGACAAUGUCCUGCUCAUCCAUAUGGCAAAGACUGCCAAAAGAAAGCAAGUGGUGUCUCCCUCCAUUAGUAUUGAAGCACCACAGAACCUUGCCUUGGCAUGUUUGGAAGAAGAAGAAGAAGUCUCUGACCAUGGAGAACUUCAAAGGAAGAAAAAGAAAAAGAUCAACUCUCCAUCAACAUCUGGAAAUGUCAAUCCGGAUGAGUUGAAGGAGAAGGAAACUGCUGAGGAAACCUCUGUUCAAAACCGGAGCCCUCAACAGUUUGAAGAAGAAACUCCUCAAGUUCCAAGCCUUCCAACCCCCUCAUCUCAGCCUCAUACAGAUGAUGCUGACAACAAAUUCUGGCAGCUCUAUAAUAAUUGGAGAGCUUGGAAAGUUGGAAAUUCAAAAGAGCAACUGUUGGAUUGGGACCAACAGCUGAAGAAUGAGAAGAUUAUCAAGAAGUGCUUAGGUAUUCCAGUCAACCACAACUGUGAAGAUAUUUUGAAGGAUUAUUGGGUAUGGCAAAAGAACCCAGAAGACCUGCAUAUGGAAUACCUGGCCAACACACCAGUUUCAGACUGUGAAGCAGAUGAUGAAGACACUGCUGUCUUCAAGCCAGUCUUCACUAGAGCCACAGAAGAACAAAUGGCUCUCACCUCUGAAGAAAUAGCUGCCUCUCCCCCACAAGAGCAGAACCAGGAAGCAACUGAAGAAGAAGAAUUUCAGCGACUGAUCCAAUCUCAAGUGCUCGAGAUCCUCACUACUCCUUGUGAGAUCUCCAAUCAGACACAACUUGAGAUUCUGGAAAAGUCAGCAGAAAUUCCGGAACAGUCAGCUAUUCCAGAAACCAUGGAGAAAGCAGUAGAAGUCCAAAGGCACUCUGGAGAAGCUGAGAAGGAAACUCAGAUGGCAGAAGUGGAGGUCUCUCAAACUCCAAUAGCCAUCUUUGAAGAACCAAAUGAAGCUGAAGAUAGUGACUCCCUCUCCAGAUACAUAUCAAAUUUUGCACUUGAUGAAGCUGAAGGAGAAUCUGAGAGGACACUAAAGGUCACUGAUGAAGAAGAUGUACAAGAAGAUGCUGAAUCUCUUCCUUUGCAACUCUUCCAAAGGACAUCAUCUCCUCAUCAG
Molecule: messenger RNA, 2883 nt
Organism: Cuscuta campestris
Lineage: Eukaryota; Viridiplantae; Streptophyta; Magnoliopsida; Solanales; Convolvulaceae
Source: the annotation of a GenBank genome assembly